UACUCUAUAAAAAGCACAACAGAAUUCACCAGAUCAUCCAGCUUCAGUUUAGAGUCUAGACAAGGUCAAAUUUGGUUAAAAUGGCUUUUCUUGUUUUGCAGGAUCAAAGACUCUAGUUGCAUUGUGAAGUUGUACGAUGUAAGUUAGUUCAGGAUUAGGGUCAAGGUCAAGGGUGGAAUUCGGGACUCUCAUCUUGUGCAGUUAGGUAAGUUGAAUUAUGGAUAAUGAACAUGUCCCAAGCCAUGGAUGAUGCUAUCUUAAACAAUUCAUUCGAUAUCUGAUAUAAUGUAGCCUAUUUAAUGGUUUUUUGAACCAGUUUCUAUUCCCUAAACCACCGUUACCUGGUUCGCUAGUUUGAGAUUGGGUACGGGUUCGCAAUUCGCUACCUAAUUUGCUGAAUUAAACCAAAAUUAUACCAUUUUCAUGUUGUAAUUCGCUUUUUCGGUUCGCAGUUCGUGGGGUGAUGGGAGGAUUAGGUAACACUGCCCUAAACAGUUUGAAGAAGAUAAAAUGGCUGGGCCAUAUUUUGAUCUAGAAUACGAAAACUUAAGCAUCAGAAUAAAUCCUCCCAGGGUUUCUGUGGAUAACUCCAGUUGUAGUGACUGUACCCUAGUAAAGGUUGACAGCAUGAACAAACCAGGAAUAUUGUUAGAAGUCAUACAAAUCCUAACUGACCUUGAUCUAAUCAUCACCAAAGCUUACAUUUCUACUGAUGGUGGAUGGUUCAUGGAUGUCUUCCAUGUUACUGACCAAAAUGGGAAGAAGAUUACAGAGUACAGACAGCAAAACCAUAGAAUAUAUAGAAAAGGUACAAAUACUAAUUUGAGAUGGUCAAGGCUGGCAAGGACUUCUUUGGAUUAGUCAUGCUAGCCGAUUGACGAAAAUGAAAGAUGACAUUAAUGAAGAUAUUGCUGAAAGUGACAUUUUCUUUGCAUUAGGGUAUUAUCUAAUUGUUAGUUGGUUAACACUAUCUAAUAUCAAAUGUUUCCUUACCCUUCCUUUUCUCCUACU
Molecule: messenger RNA, 1011 nt
Organism: Spinacia oleracea (spinach)
Lineage: Eukaryota; Viridiplantae; Streptophyta; Magnoliopsida; Caryophyllales; Amaranthaceae
Product: ACT domain-containing protein ACR3-like
Exons: 4
Coding region: 511-861 (116 amino acids)
Source: RefSeq, a predicted model, not a curated record